Messenger RNA from Neltuma alba, 559 nucleotides. RefSeq lists its product as uncharacterized. The record is from RefSeq and is a predicted model, not a curated record. NCBI's taxonomy places the organism in Eukaryota, Viridiplantae, Streptophyta, Magnoliopsida, Fabales, Fabaceae. Bases 2 to 481 code for a protein of 159 amino acids. The transcript has a single exon.
CAUGGGAAACUGUUUGAUCAUCAGAAACAACCAGAUAUCAGCCCAAGAUGAUGACGACCUACACGACGAGCAACCCCGUGAAUCAUUAGAAGUUGAGCAAAAGACGAUCGCAUCUGGUUCCUCAUUCGAUCAGCCUGAUCCUGCUGCAAUGCCGCCUGAAGAAAGCAGCAUGAAGAAGAAGAAGAAGAAGAAGAUAGGGAAGAAGGUGAGGUUUGAGUUGCAGAAAGAUGAAGAAACAAGAAAAGAUCAGAUUUGCAGAAGAAGUGGAUCUGUGAGGAUAAAACUGGUGGUGACUCAGGAAGAGUUAAAGAGGAUAUUAAGGCAUGAGAAGGAGUCUCAGCACACAACGCUGGAGCAAUUACUAAGUUCUGUGAAACUGAGCGGAAGAGGCAGAACUUGUCAAGUUAUUGCAGAAGAUGAUGGCGGAGCCAUAAAUGCUUGGAGGCCAACUCUAGAAAGCAUACCGGAGGAUCAGUUGUGAAUAUGAAGUAUGUAGUGUGAUAUAACUAGUCACCAAAAAAUCUGACUCUCUUGUAAACAAUGACCAUCUUCCUUUUUG